Messenger RNA from Cyclopterus lumpus (lumpfish), 3245 nucleotides. It is a transcript of the gene ece1, whose product is annotated as endothelin converting enzyme 1. Gene Ontology annotation, molecular function: metalloendopeptidase activity. Gene Ontology annotation, cellular component: plasma membrane. The record is from RefSeq and is a predicted model, not a curated record. Gene Ontology annotation, biological process: peptide hormone processing. NCBI's taxonomy places the organism in Eukaryota, Metazoa, Chordata, Actinopteri, Perciformes, Cyclopteridae. The transcript is spliced from 19 exons. The coding region runs from base 176 to 2443 and encodes 755 amino acids.
ACACACACACACACACACACACACAUCACUUAUUGAUCCAUCUGACGUCCGGGAAAUGGAUUGGUUUAAUAACAUCUCAUGGCCCUCUGGGAGCUCGGGCUUACCCUGCAGUUAUUCAUUACCUAGGUGUUGAUCGGGAGAGUUCUGCUGGGCGCCAUAACAACAGCAGGAACAGAUGUCGACGUAUAAGAGAGCCACGCUGGAUGAGGAGGACCUGGUGGACUCCACCAGCGACGACGUCUACCCAUCAUCGCCCAUGCAGGUGACCCUUCUGCACGGCCGCGGUCCCACAUGUUGGCCCGACCGGACUCAGAGAGAGAGGCGGCUGCUGUUUUCAGUGUGCGUCGUGUCCAUCGGCCUGUUCAUGACUCUCAUCGCGACCGGGGUCCUCUACAAACGGACACAGGCAGCUCACCCGGGCCUGUGCCUAUCCGAGCCGUGCAUUACUGUGGCCAGUGCGGUCAUGGGAGCCAUGGACCGAACCAUCGACCCCUGCCAUGACUUCUACAACUUUGCCUGCGGGGGCUGGGUGAAGAACAACCCCCUCCCCGAGGGCAAGUCCCGCUGGGGACCUUUCAGCAACCUGUGGGAGCGCAACAUGCUUGUGAUGAAGCAUUUAUUAGAAAACACGACGAUGAAAGGUCUGAGUAAGGCCGAGGAAAAGGCCCAGCGAUACUAUCAGGCCUGCAUGAACGAGGUCAAGAUUGAAGAGUUGGGAGCUCAGCCACUCCAAGAGCUCAUCAGUCAGAUCGGAGGAUGGGCCCUGACGGGACCCUGGCACAAGAACAACUUCCAGGCCGUGUUGCGUAUGGUGUCGGCCAACUACCGCACCUCGCCUUUCUUCACCGUGUUCGUCAGCACCGACUCCAAAAACUCCAACAGUAACAUCAUCCAGGUGGAUCAGUCCAGCUUGGGGCUACCGUCACGGGAUUACUACCUCAACAAAACGGCCAAUGAAAAGUAUCUGACGGCAUACCUCAACUUCCUGGUGGAGUUUGGGGUUCUCCUGGGCGGCUCCGAGGAGACGUCUCGGACGCUGAUGGAGGAGAUCGUGGACUUUGAAACCACCCUGGCCAACAUCACAGUCCCUCAGGAGGAGAGGCGAGACGAGGAGCUCAUCUACCAUAAGAUGGAGGCCAAGGAUCUGAUGACUCUGGUUCCUGCAGUGGACUGGAUGCCGUAUCUCACCGAAGUGUUUGCUCCCGUGCCGCUCAACGAGUCGGAGCCGGUGGUUGUUUAUGCCAAGGAAUACCUCCAGCAAGUUUCUGAACUCAUAACUAAAACGAACCAAAGCCUCCUCAACAACUACAUGAUAAUGAAGGUGGUGAGGAAGAUGGGGUCCAUUUUGGACCAACGGUUUCAGGACGCGGAGCAACGCUUCCUCGAGGUCAUGUACGGAACAAAGAAGAGCUGCUCUCCGCGCUGGAAGCUGUGCGUCAGCGACACGGACAGCGCCCUGGGCUUCGCUCUGGGAGCCAUGUUUGUCAAAGACACCUUUGCCGAGGACAGCAAGACUAUUGCUGAAGAUAUGGUUGGGGACAUUAAAUGGGCGUUUGAGGACAGCCUGAAGGAUGUGAGCUGGAUGGACACGGAGACAAAAAAAGCAGCAAAAGAAAAGGCAGAUGCAAUAUACAACAUGGUCGGGUAUCCAGAGUUCAUCAUGAACGGAACACGGCUGGACAAAGUGUUCAAUGAUUUUGAGGUGGUGUCGGAGCUUUACUUCCAGAAUGUCAUGCAGUACUACAACUUUUCGGCCAGGGUGACCGCGGACCAGCUGAGGAAAACUCCCAACAGAAACCAGUGGAGCAUGACCCCUCCGACCGUGAACGCAUAUUACAACCCAACCAAGAACGAGAUGGUGCUGCCGGCGGGAAUUCUUCAGGCUCCGUUUUACAGUCGUUCCUGGCCUAAAGCUCUUAACUUCGGUGGAAUUGGAGUCGUCAUGGGACAUGAACUGACUCAUGCGUUUGACGACCAAGGCAGGGAAUACGACAAGGACGGAAACCUGCGUCCCUGGUGGAAGAACUCUUCAGUGGAGGCCUUCAAGAAGCAGACGCAGUGCAUGGUGGAGCAGUACGGGAACUACAGCAUCAACCAGGAGCCCCUGAAUGGGAGGCACACCCUGGGGGAGAACAUCGCCGACAACGGUGGACUCAAGGCCGCCUACAAGGCUUACGUGAACUGGAUCAAAAAGAACGGCGAGGAGGCCACGCUACCUGCCCUGGGAAUGACGAACCAUCAGCUGUUUUUUGUAGGAUUUGCCCAGGUUUGGUGCUCCGUCAGGACCCCCGAGAGCUCACACGAGGGCGUCAUCACGGAUCCUCACAGUCCGUCAAGAUUUCGAGUCAUUGGCACCAUCUCCAAUUCACAAGAGUUCUCAGAGCACUUUGGCUGCAGAGCGGACGCUCCCAUGAACCCCAAACACAAGUGUGAGCUUUGGUGAUGCCUCACUGGGGGUGUUUUUUUGUGGGGGGGGAGAACACAUCGACAAAGUCUGUCCAGAUGGGACAACGCAAGAACCACUGAAACUCCUACUGCCUCGCCACUGCUUCCAGGACAACAUGGGCCUUCUCUGUGUGGAGGAUUGCAAUCUUUGGUGCGUCUCCUCGAGGGAUUGUUGGUUUUGGCAAACUGCUUGCCUCCAAACUUCUGAAGUUCAACGUUGCUAUGAAUGCGCACUGGAAACCCAGCAAGUGGUUACGGAAAAUGGGAGAACCACUCUCCAAUUCUGUGAACUGCUUCUGUUUGUCAUAAAGAGACACAUCAUUGUAUUUGUCCUGUAACUCUUCACUGUGCUUGGAUAAGCUUCCAUUUUAUUUUUUUAUUGCAUUUUAUUUAUGGUCACUUUUUUUUUCUUUUCGCGAUUAUGGACACUUCUUUUAAUCUGUUGAUUUGAGAAUGGAAUGAAUGUGUUUCAGGACUCGUGCAGCCGUUUGUACUUAAAGCAUUGCAAUAUUUCGGAAACACUUUGCGUACCAUUUGGGCACGUUUUUAUAGAGAUAUUGACGUGAUAUUUGUGUCCCGUUGCUGGCGUUUUAUUUCCGUCGUGAGGAAAUUUAAUACAAAUCAGUUGGCAGAAAGGAGACUUUUUAUUUUUAUUUUUUUACAGCAAUAAAUUCAAGUUCUAACUAUUUUUCAUUCAGAACUUGGUCAUGUAGGCCAACCCACAAUGUGCCAUAACUGUUUUUAUGAGUAGGAGUUUGUCACUAAUUAUUUUGUAUAGUAAAACCAGUCUUAAAACAUUU